Messenger RNA from Bipolaris maydis ATCC 48331, 4829 nucleotides. RefSeq lists its product as uncharacterized. Gene Ontology annotation, molecular function: phosphorelay sensor kinase activity. Gene Ontology annotation, biological process: phosphorelay signal transduction system; phosphorylation. Lineage: Eukaryota; Fungi; Ascomycota; Dothideomycetes; Pleosporales; Pleosporaceae. The record is from RefSeq and is a predicted model, not a curated record.
AUGCAGGAGCCGCGCUCAAUCUUCACAGGUACAGGGAAUGACUCGACGACGGCUCUUGACCGCACGCCCGAUCAGCGCCAACUAGACACUUGCCAACAACACCAUUUUGUCGCAAAAACUCCAGACCCGCCGCCUGCCCCCCUCAACUCGCCCUUUGAAUUCCCCGAUCCCCACGACCCAUGGGCCCGCCUAUCGCCAACCCCUAGCAACAACCACCACCACCUACACCAGCGGUCGGGCUCUGCGCCGCUGCAGCGCCGCCCACCACACAGCGGCACGCAGUCAGCGCUCGCUCCGCCGGCCAUUGCCGGCAUCAAACGCUCUCCCCCGUCCCUCGGUGACUACCCUUUGGCCUCCAUCUCUUCACGACUGGCCCCGCCCCAAACCGAGCCCUUGCACAAGCGCCGCAGAGCCCUCCCUCCUCUGCGCUAUUCGCUCGACCGCUUCACUCUUUCAAAGGCUGCCCAGUCGCGCCUCCCUACCGAGCCUCUGUCGCCACUCUUCUUCUCCUCACGAACCAUCCGACUCAACCUGCCCCCACGCUUUUCCAGCUCCGAGGCGGCAGCAAGUAUGCUUAGCAAAACUCACGAAGAAAGCAACAUCAAGACCGUCACCCUUGCAAGAGGCACUUAUAGUAGCUUGAGCCCACCGGGGCCUCCACCUGGCGCUGGUGGAAGAUCGUCAGAGCGCUCCAGUCUCCCGCGCACAGCAUCUCCGGAUACGCGAGAAAAGAGCGAUCCAUUGCGGAUCCUGGCAUCCAUUGGCAUAGUCGAGCUGCUUGAACAUGACGGCCGACCGACUUUUAUUGUCGACAUUGGCGAAUCCACAAGUCGCACCCCACAACCGACCACUUUGCACAUACUUUUUGCCAACAAUGCCCUUCGAUCAAACCCUUCGGCCUGGGAGUUGGUGGCUGGCAAAUCGCCUGCAUCCACGCCCCAAGACUCCAUUGUAAACGCAACACAUCAAUUUCGUGCCUGGUUACUGGAUCCAACACACCAGAGCCAAGGCAGCCAUACUAGUCCUCUUCCAGUGGAUUAUGGCGGGAUUUUGUGGUCGUGUUUUACCCUACGAAAACGACUGCGCGUUGUCUCGGGCCAUGUAUCCGCCCCUGCAACAAUCCUCCCCUCCACACAUGUGCCCGAUGAAGUUGCCAUGCCUAUGCUAUCAGCAGUAGCCCAUGCUUCAGGCAAUGGCGCUGCUUUCACAUCACCUCCACCCCGGAUCGAUGAAGCACAAGAUUACUUUGGUAGUGCAGGGCCUGCCACUCCCCGAAAAGCAUCGACAUCUCCCAUUGCAGCACCACAACCUGAUCCAACUUACUCCAAACUUGGUCACAAAACCAUGGUGCCAGACCUUCCAUCCAGAAUAAACCUAACAUCGAUUGAAGAAUCUGCGCCAUUUGUUAACCAGUGUGUAUUGCGAGCCCAUGUUGCAGGCGACGUUGACCCGUUCUAUAGAGAAAAUGAUGAGGUGGGCGAGGAAGUUCGCGACAUGGGCUUCUUCGAUUGGACCAGGCUAGCCCCGUCUCCUACUCUACCCAAGCACAUCCAAUUUGCUCGCUCAAUAGACUGGGCCUCGACACCACUGGGCCCCAUUGAGUACUGGUCUAACGAUUUGCGCGCCAUGUGCAACCUCAUCAUGGCGAGCCCUCAUCCUGCAGCCAUGUACUGGGGCGAAGAGCUUGUGGCCAUUUACAACGAGGCCUACAUCGGCCUGGCAGGCCAGAAACAUCCAGCGCUCAUGGGCCAGAGCUACAGAGUUGCCUGGGCGGAGAUUUGGCACGAGGUCAAGGACGUUUUCGCAAAUGCACGACUCACCGGCCAAGCGACUAUGAAGGACGACGAUUGCCUGUUCAUCUGGCGGAAUGGUUUCAUCGAGGAAGCAUACUUUUCAUGGUCCAUUAUUCCAAUGGUCGGUGAGGAUGGAACAGUAAUGGGCCUUUACAACCCGGCUUUUGAAAAGACAAGACGCAAAGUUGCUGAGAGGCGCAUGCUCACACUCCGCGAAGUCGGCGAACGGACUGCGACCGCUAGGGAAAUCAAAGGCUUCUGGGAUCAAGUGCUUCUCGCAUUGACCGAAAACGACUUCGACACCCCAAUAGUCAUGCUUUACAGCGUCAAUGACGAAAAUGAUAGCGACUCGUCCUCCCUGCACUCUAGUAGCUUACUCGGCUCAAAACAGUGCUACUUGGAGGGCUCGCUAGGCGUUCCAGCUGGGCACCAAGCAGCCCCCGAUCAGAUUGACCUUAAAGACGGACAAGAAGGCUUUGGGCCUGUCUUCCGGGAGGUCAUGAAGACGGAUAAGCCUGCGGUUGUUAGUAUCGGAUCGGAUGACUUGCCAGCCUCCAUGAUGGAAGGAAUAGAAUGGCGUGGCUUCGGGGACCCUUGCCGAGAGAUUGUCAUCUACAGAUACAAUCUUUCUACACAGCUUGCCGCACGCACACAAGAAGCCCUAGAAAGCGAGACCAGGUUCACACGCAUGGCCGAGUUAUCACCAGCAGGUUUGUUCAUUGCUGACCAUGUUGGAAGAAUAACGUACUGCAAUGACACUUGGUACGAAAUCGCACGAGUACCAAGAGAGCCCGAGAUGACAGAUAGAUGGAUCGAGUACGUCAGAGAUGAAGACCAGCCAUUGAUUCUUGAGCAUUGGGAGCGACUAGUCAACGACACUACGCCCAUCAACCUGGAAUUCCGAUUCAAAGCACCUUGGGAGGAUAGGGACCGCACAAAAAGCGACACGUGGGUGUUGUUCUCGGCUUUCCCCGAAAAGGACGAACACGGGCAGCUCAAGAGUGUUUUCGGUAGCAUCACGAACAUCUCACCUCAAAAAUGGGCCGAAGGGUUUCAAAAGCGGAAGAUGGAGGAGGCCGUUGAGCUCAAACGCCAACAAGAGAACUUUAUCGACAUUACCAGUCACGAAAUGCGAAACCCUCUUUCCGCUAUCCUCCAAUGUGCCGAUGAAAUUUCUACUAUCCUAGGCGACUUUAGGGCUUCAGGCUCUCAAGUCAUCGAGCCGGGUAUUGUAGCCGACUCUAUAGAUGCCGCACAGACGAUCGCCUUGUGUGCACAACAUCAGAAACGCAUUGUUGACGAUGUGUUGACGUUGUCGAAACUCGACAGUGCAAUGCUCAUGGUAACGCCAGUAGAUGCGCAGCCAUUGCAAGUCGUCCAGCGUGCUUUGAAGAUGUUUGAAGGCGAGGUUCAAACAGCCGGUAUACAGAUGGAGUUUGUCCUCACCGAUUCAUUCACAAGUUUAGGGGUCGAUUGGGUCAAAAUUGAUCCGUCGCGAGUCUUGCAGGUGCUCAUUAACCUCACCACGAAUGCCAUCAAGUUUACAACAACUGAAGAAACAAGGACUAUCAAGGUGGUUCUCUCAGCGUCUCGAGAGCGCCCAUCGGCGCGCAGCAACCCUACAGUGAACUACUUUCCCAUGCGAGCCAAACGGAUAGACCAGACCUGCGGUCCCGACUGGGGAGAUGGCGAAGAGAUCUUCUUGGAAUUUGCAGUCCAAGACACAGGCCGAGGGCUAACUCCAGAAGAAAAGAAGCUUCUUUUCCAACGCUUCUCCCAAGCAAGCCCACGGACUCAUGUCCAAUACGGUGGAUCUGGCCUAGGCUUAUUCAUCUCACGAGAGCUCACUGAGUUGCAAGGAGGCGAGAUUGGUGUCUCUUCUGAGGCAGGGAAGGGAAGUACGUUUGCCUUUUACGUCAAGUGCAGGAGGAGUAUCGAGCCAAAAGACACAUUGGAAGUUCUUCCAGUUUCCUUGUCACGCAAGGUGUCCAAUGCGAAAGACAAGGGAAGGACCGGAAUGCCCGUACCGUCACAGUCGAAAACAAUAACCAAGGACUUUGCGAUUGUGCCAAAACAGGAUACUGUCACACCAAAACCACAGCCAAAGAAGGAGAUUAAGGUGCUCAUCGUAGAGGACAACUUGGUCAACCAAAGAGUUCUUCAACGCCAGCUUCAAAAUCAAGGCAUACAAACCAUUGUUGCAAAUCACGGUGGUGAGGCUCUUGAAGUCCUGAAACUAUCCACCUUCUGGGCCUCCCCUUCAUCGCCCACAACUACCGCCACACCUCCGACCGAUAUCUCGGUUGUCCUUAUGGAUAAAGAGAUGCCGGUCAUGGACGGUCUCCAAUGCACGUCCAGAAUCCGUGAACUAGAGCAGCACGGAAAGUUCAAAUGCCACGUCCCCAUCAUCGCUGUCACGGCCAACGCUCGCAGUGAGCAAAUCGCUACUUUGCUAGCUGCCGGUAUGGACGAUGUUGUCAGCAAGCCAUUCCGAAUUGGCGAACUUAUUCCUAAAAUCGAGGAUUUGGCCAACCGUUUUGGGAACAAAAAGCCCGUCUCUGAUGAUGCCGCUUUGAAAGUCCUGGCUGGACCCAGUGUACAACCGUACGGCGUAUGACGAAGUAUAUGAAACAUUAUUUUACUUUCUUCACACACACACUUUUCGGGUAUCCUCCCUGCAUCAGCUUUUAAUGCAGUCAGCUUUAUCUCGUUGCUUUUCUUCCUCUUCUUCUUCCUCUUCUUCUUCUUCCUUUUGGAUCUUCUUUACUAUUUCGUAUUAGUAAGCAUACACACAACUGGAGUUUGUUGUUUCACACGCAUCAACGACAUGAGUGUUUUUUCUCGCUUGUUAAUGAAGCAUUUUCGGGAUGUGUAUACCCCCCCCCCUUUCCGCGGUUCGGUAAAUAAAACAUCAUGAGGGCACCCAGGGAAUGAGUUGUAGAAAAAAAACAAGGCAAAGUACAGUCCAAUACAGAUAGAGGUAUAGGCAGAAUAAUGAAAAUCUCCAAGGUGGACCGCAUUCCCACCAUACUCGGC